This is a messenger RNA of Aspergillus luchuensis, 432 nucleotides long. RefSeq lists its product as uncharacterized. The coding region runs from base 1 to 432 and encodes 143 amino acids. The record is from RefSeq and is a predicted model, not a curated record. Lineage: Eukaryota; Fungi; Ascomycota; Eurotiomycetes; Eurotiales; Aspergillaceae. The transcript has a single exon.
AUGGAGAACUCGAAUUUGGACCAACUUACGCCAGAGGAUGAUCUUUCGCUGCUAUCACAGUUGACUCCUCAGUUGGAAGUUAGUAUGAGCAUGGACUUACAACCAUAUACGUCGCCUGAAUUCUGGGAGGCAUGGUUGGCUGAGUUAGUUCCAAUGGCCUGUCCUGACUCGCCUGCAGGCCUGGGGGCUCCCAUUGCCAAUCUAAGCAACGAAAUUUCUCAAAGCUGGCAUGGGCCGUUUCCUGUCACACCUAACCUGCAUGAUCAUCUAAAUAAACGCGAGGUUUCUGCAGGAUUAUCUGAUUCUAGUGACCCAAUAUCAACCAAGACUGCGGCCAAUGUGAACGACAUUGCCACAGGCUUAAAGGAUAACAAUUCGGAGCCUGAGAUGAUUGAGCAGAUAUCCAGGUUGGAUAGCUUUCGAGCCGCAUAG